Molecule: messenger RNA, 387 nt
Organism: Linum tenue
Lineage: Eukaryota; Viridiplantae; Streptophyta; Magnoliopsida; Malpighiales; Linaceae
Source: the annotation of a GenBank genome assembly
CCUCAAAUCACUGACUCUUCUCUCCUCGACUCCCUCCCUCUCUUUACCUUCGCCUCCAUCCACCGCUGCUCAGCCUCAGCCUCCUCCUCCUCGGGCGAUUGCACGGUCUGCCUCUCCAAAUUCGAGCAAAACGACAAGCUCCGCCUCCUCCCUAUGUGCUGCCACGCCUUCCACUCCGCCUGCAUCGACACCUGGCUCCUCUCCAACCAGACCUGCCCUCUCUGCCGCUCCCCGCUUCACGCCUCUGAUUCCGACAUCCUCAAGGCUCUCUCCUCCUCUUCGGUCUCCGACAGCUUCCGCCUCGAGAUCGGCUCCGUCAGUCGGCGCCAGGGGGACGACGGCGCCAGGAGAUCGGUUUUGAAGAUUUCCAUUUCCCAUCUGAUCUGA